Engraulis encrasicolus (European anchovy) is the source of this 2552-nucleotide messenger RNA. RefSeq names its product cadherin 16, KSP-cadherin (gene cdh16). Lineage: Eukaryota; Metazoa; Chordata; Actinopteri; Clupeiformes; Engraulidae. Gene Ontology annotation, biological process: homophilic cell-cell adhesion; cell-cell adhesion mediated by cadherin; cell-cell junction assembly. The transcript is spliced from 19 exons. The record is from RefSeq and is a predicted model, not a curated record. Gene Ontology annotation, cellular component: catenin complex; adherens junction; plasma membrane. Gene Ontology annotation, molecular function: cadherin binding; calcium ion binding. Bases 51 to 2522 code for a protein of 823 amino acids.
CUAGGGAGAACAGCAGCUGCAGCCAGAGGGGCAGCAGAGGUGGAGAAAAAAUGAAAUUUGGCCAGUCAGCGCAUACUCAUAUCAUUAUGCAACUACUGAUGGUGUGUCAAGCUCUUUUCCCUUGCGAUGGAGGCAACGUGAAGAUAGGAGUCCCGGAAAACUACGAUGGCAUAUUCCCAUGGUACCUUGCCAAGCUGCACGAUCUCCCAUUGACCUACACGGACCUGCAGUUGUCGGGGGACGAGGAGGGCAUCUUUGGGGUGGAGGGAGGCAUGCUGUACGCACUCAAGCCCCUCGACCGAGAGAAGCAGCCAUCAUACUCCUUACAGGUGUCCUUCACCACAGCCGUGCGCACCCAGAGCUUCACGGUGGAGGUGUGUGUGAUCGACAAGAACGACAACGUGCCGACAUUCAUCGAGGAGAGCAUGAGGGGGAGCGUGCAGCUGGGCCUGCUGAAAGGUAUUCCCUUCAUGCAGGUGGAGGCGUCAGAUCGUGACGAGCGGAACACCCCCCACGCUGAGCUGCGCUUCAGCCUCAUGGACCAGACGCCACGCAUCCCCACCACACACAUGUUCCACGUAGACACACACUCCGGAGAGGUGUCCCUUACAGAGGACGGUGCUUCUACACUGGACCCUGAGAUGUGUGGUCGCUACAAGCUGUUGGUGAUGGUGCGUGACAUGGGAGGGGACGCCAACUCCUUCUUCUCCACCGGCAUGGUCAUCGUGGAGGUGACCGGCAACACCUGGGCCUCCCCCGACCCCGUCAGGCUACAGGAGAACCUCCCCGGGCCGUACCCAAUACCCAUAUCACAGGUGAAGUGGAGUGGUAGUUUAGUGGAGUACAGUCUGGAGGGCGAGUUCCCUGAGAUGCUCUUCACCAUCAGCAGAGAGGGAGUCAUCUACCUCAACGCCCCCCUGGACCGGGAAACACAAGACCAGUUCCAUAUCAGUAUAGUGGUGGAGCGGCCGGACGGUAGGGAGAUUGCCAAGCCCGUGGAGCUGCGGGUCAUGGUGGGAGACGCCAACGACAACCGGCCCACCUUCCCCCAGACCCAGUACCACGCCGUGGUGAAGGAACUGGCCGUCAAAGGCACAGAGAUCCUGACCGUCCAGGCGGCAGACAACGACGACCCAAAGACGGACAACGUGCGUAUCUUCUACCGGCUAGUGGGGCAGGUUCCAGAGAGCCCGCGCACGCUCUUCAGAGUCGACCGCGACUCCGGUGUCAUCAGCCUCCUGGCCAAUAGCAUGGAGGGAACCUCCCCUCAGUACACACUCACCAUCACCGCGGAGGACGCCAAGGGUCUGAACAGCUCUUGCUCCGUGGUCAUCACAGUACAGGAUGAGAACAACAACCCACCAGUCUUCUCCCAGCAUGAGUACGGCCCAUUCUACCUGGCGGAGGAUGCUGAUCUGGGUACCACGGUAACCACCAUCUGUGCGUGGGAUGCUGAUGAGAGGGGCGGGGACAGCUGGCUGAUCGACUACCGGCUGGAGUCGGGAAACGAGGACGAGGUGUUCAGCCUGCACACAGACAGGCAGACCAACGAGGUCUCCUUGCUACUGGAUAAGGUUCUGGAUUUUGAGCGGGAGAGCGAGUACAUCCUGGUGGUGAGUGCCCAGAAUCCCGUGGGGCUGGUGCGCGGUCGCUACGGCCCCGCAUCCACGGCAACAGUCUCCAUCUUUGUUGACGACAUCAACGAGGGCCCCGUGCUGUCCCAGAGCCACUACGAGGUCAAUGUCCGAGAAGGGGAGGAGCCGGGACGCGUCAUCGCCACCAUACGGGGAUACGACCCCGACUCUCACCCAAUCAGGUACUCUCUGCGAGGGGACACUAAGAGGUACUUCUCCAUCGGGAAAUACUCUGGCGAGCUGAAGACGGUGCAGGCUCUAGAUCGGGAGGAGAACAGCACAUACACCAUGGAGGUGGUGGCAGAGGACGGGAGAAACUCGUCUCUGUCGGCGUCCACGUUGGUGACGGUGCACAUCCUGGAUGUGAAUGACAACAGCCCGGUGCUAGUGGGGGACUACUCCUGGAAGUACCUGUGCACCCCGCGCUGGGACGAGCAGGCCCUGGUACUCGCCUCCAGGGACAGCGACGGGCCGCAGCAUGGAGGACGACUCAACUUCUCACUACGAGCAGACGCCACCGUACGCCGCAACUGGAAACUAACACCCAUUAAUGAUACCCACACCAACCUGUCUCUGAAUACUCCCUUCCUGGCUCCUGAGGUCUACACUGUGCCCUUCACCAUCUCCGACAGCAGCUCUCCCCCGCGCAGCACCUUCAUCAACCUGCCAGUGACUGUGUGUACGUGUAACGUGCGUGGCUACUGUCGCGUGGCGGCGAAGCAGCUGCAGGGGAUGCCGAGCGUCCAAUCAACCGUCGGCAUCCUUGUGGGCACUCUGGGUGUCAUCGGGAUCAUCCUCAUCGUGGUGUUUAUGCGGCUGUCCUAUCAGAACCCAAAGCAGCCCAGCAAAGCCAGCCAGGAGACAGUCCCCCUCAGAAGCUCACUCUGACACGCACACUCACACAUGCACACACGCAGA